AUUUUUUCUCUCCCUGCGUAAGAUGGCCGUGGUGACGUCACACGUCGCUGACGUCAUCGGCGUAACGGGGACGCCCGAGAGCGCGACAUGGCGGUGGCUGGUCGCUUCGUCUUCACCAGGGCGCUGUCCGUGGCAAGCGUUUGCCACAAGGAGGACAGCUGGCUGCGCUCGCUGCUGGUGCACAAAGUGGACCCACGCAAGGAUGCACACUCCAACCUGCUCGCCAAGAAGGAGUCCAGCAGCCUCUUCAAGCUGCAGUUUCAUAAUGUCAAGCCAGAAUGCUUGGAUGCGUACAACCAGCUUACCGAGGAAGCUCUGUCGGCCUUCAUCGAGUCUGGAAGCGAGUACCCAUGCGAGAUUGUGGGCAGCUGGAAUACUUGGUAUGGGGACCAGGACCAGGCUGUUCAUCUCUGGAGAUACAAAGGAGGCUACCCUGCCCUGACAGAGGCAAUGAACAUGCUGAGACAGAACAAGAAAUUCAUGGAGUUCAGGCGCGAGCGCAGCAAGAUGCUGAUCUCGCGCAAGAACCAGCUGCUGCUCGAGUUCAGCUUCUGGAAUGAGCCGGUGCCCCGUCCAGGCCCCAGCAUCUACGAGCUGCGCACAUACUCCCUGAAGCCUGGAACCAUGAUUGAAUGGGGAAACAACUGGGCACGUGCUAUCCGCUAUCGGCAGGAGAACAGCGAGGCUGUGGGAGGAUUUUUCUCCCAAAUCGGCGAGCUUUACAAUGUUCACCACCUCUGGGCUUACAGAGACUUGCAGUCACGUGAUGAGACGCGUGCUGCUGCUUGGCAGAAACCCGGCUGGGAGGAGUGCGUUUAUUACACAGUGCCUCUCAUUCGCUGGAUGGAGAGCCGGGUCAUGAUCCCUCUAAAGUUUUCUCCACUCCAGUGAUCAGUUGGAUUCUGAGCUGGCACAGGACCAAUCCUGUUCUGGGAUCAUUCGUACCAAAAUAUGUCCCCCAUUCCAUAACCCCUCCGUUCAGCUUUCUUGUAGAAGAUACGCACAACUUAAUCUCAGAUUUCAUUCGGGGCUUAAAACGAUUGCCGCCUUUUAGGGAGUUUUGUUUUGCACAGUGUUGUACAGUAAAAUGCCUGUGAUUGCUAAUUAAAUUGUCUUUAAUUAAAAUUGAGUAGCAUGAAGAAAAUGUUACGCGUUUACUUUGCAGUCUGUGGCGGUAUUGAUGUCAGUACUGAAAAGAAAGCACUAGUUUGAAUUUAGCGCAUUUUGCACGCAAGUUGUACGCGGCUGUCGUAAGCAAUGAUGUUGCCUGUGGUGUAAAACAUUGCUGCAGUAUUUGCGAUGAAAUAUUAAAAUAUGCAUUAAAAUCUC
Molecule: messenger RNA, 1329 nt
Organism: Petromyzon marinus (sea lamprey)
Lineage: Eukaryota; Metazoa; Chordata; Hyperoartia; Petromyzontiformes; Petromyzontidae
Product: protein NipSnap homolog 1-like
Cellular component (GO): mitochondrion
Source: RefSeq, a predicted model, not a curated record